CCUUAAUGACCCCUUGGGAAGGUGCCCCAGUUGCUGUAGUCCCUGUUGCGGGGUCUCUGUCUCUCUCUCACACACACACACACACAGUACUGUUGGGGAGACGGGUGCCGAGAGUGUAAGACUUUCGCAAGCGCCUGAGAAAAAGCAAUGAUCCGGGAAGGAGGGGGUUAAUACUUCUAUGUGAUGGAUGAAAAGCUCAGGUCUUUGAGAAAAGCUUACUGGACGCCCGGAGACUCUGUAAGCCACUUCCUGUUUCUCAGACUGUAUUGUCACAACUUGACAGUGGUCUUUCAAACAGUGUAUAACAGGUUAGGCACAGGGUCCUGUGUCCCUGGUUCUCACUGUACAAUGAGAGAGAGAGAGAGUAGGAGGAAGGAUAACUUAUAAAAACGGGAGGAGAGAGACAAACGUAGCACCUGUGCAGGAGCUGGAGACGACCAUGGCAUUUGGAAGUGACUGUUUGUAAUUUCUCACACUGAAGUGUAAGACUGACUGUGAAUCCAGUUGAGCCCAAGAUCUGGGUGAGUUAUGCCAAGUUUCGGCUGAGGGUGCUGCUGGAGAACGUUUUUGUGAAAGAGGAGAAAUGCUUGACUGAAUAGCAACUUGCUGCUGACCUGGAGAGCCGGCUGCUGUUGGCAAACGCAGGGAUUGGAACUAAACAGCCUGACAUCAUGGGGCAGAGGGACUUCAGACCACGGGGGUGAAUUGGCCCAGCUCCUGUCAUCAUCUGGGACUCUGCACAGUCCACCGGGGACUCUCCACCACAUCGAGCCGCAACUUCGACUUUUAAGCUGUAGGAUAUCUUAAGCUCCUAUGGCAUGUCGGAAUCGACUUGUGCACAGGAAAAGCUCCCACAAACAGCAGGCGCGGUUUCACGUGACGGGACGUCAACUUGCAAAUUUCCCGAGUAGGUAGGAUCCCCCACUCAGCCGCCAAACUUUACAGCGAUUGGGAAGAGGAUACACAUUGGGGAACUUAACGGCGCCCUUCCGUCGCCAUUGACCAGACUCCAUUGGAAGCAGUGCACCCACCCUCCCCACCCCCCCUCACUCCCCUGACUGGAUUUGUUCAUGGAAACUGGUUGAUCCCUAGCGGGGAGGACUGUCCCAGACCGUCGACUGGGUGACGUGCGUUUCAGGCGAUGGGUUUGUCCAGGAGAUUGGCGACACCGAUGGCCUGAGCGCUCCCUGCCCCACGUCUCGCUCCCCCCCCCCCCCCCCCACCUCCCCCACAACCCCCGCCGAAGAAAAUGUGCAACGUUAGCGAUGAGAGCUGCGACGUGGACUCCCGGCUGGACAGCCUCUUCCCUCCAACGCUGUACAUCUUCGUCAUCGUCAUCGGGCUCCCCACCAACUGCCUGGCCCUCUGGGCGGCCUACCUGCAGGUCAAGCAGAGGAAUGAGCUGGGGGUUUACCUCCUCAACCUCUCCAUCUCUGACCUGCUCUACAUCGCCACCCUGCCGCCAUGGAUCAACUACUUCCUCCACCAGGACAACUGGAUCCUGGGCCCCGAGUCCUGCAAGCUCUUUGGCUUCAUCCUCUACACCAACAUCUACAUCAGCAUCGCCUUCCUCAGCUGCAUCUCAGUCGACCGCUACUUGGCCGUGGCCCACCCGUUGAGGUUUGCCAAGAUCCGUCGGGUCAAGACGGCGGUUGUCACGAGCGUGGUGGUCUGGACGAUCGAGAUCAUCGCCAACUGCGCCCCACUCUUCCACAAUGAACUCUUCGAAGACCGCUUCAACCACACCUUCUGCUUUGAGAAGUACCCCAUGGAAAAGUGGGUGGCCCAGAUGAACCUCUACCGCGUCUUCAUCGGGUUCCUGUUCCCCUGGAUCCUGAUGCUGUUCUCCUACCAGGGCAUCCUCAAGGCCAUCAAGGGCAACCUGUCCACCGAGAAGGGGGAGAAGGUGAAGAUCAAACGCCUGGCCCUCAGCCUCAUCGUCAUCCUCCUGCUCUGCUUCGCGCCGUACCACAUCAUCCUGCUCCUGAGGAGCGUCAUGUACCUGAGCAGGCCGUGGGACUGCAGCUUCGAGGAGAACAUCUUCACGGCCUACCACGUCUCGCUGGCCCUGACCAGCCUGAACUGCGUGGCCGACCCCAUCCUUUACUGUCUGGUGAACGAGGGCGCCCGCAGUGACAUGACCAAGGGCCUGGCGCCGCUCCUGAAGUUCUUUGCCAGCUCCAAGUCGACGGAUAUUGCCCGGUCCGUCACCCUGGACACCCCUCUCUCCUCCAAAAAAUCCCAAUAUUUCAACAUUGAGCUGGUGGUACUGCGGGAGGACUGUAUUCAAAUGAAGACUUUGAGUUUAUAAAGAAUGAAGGACUAAAAAUUAAAAUCCAAGGGUUGAAUGUUGUUUUAGUAUUGUUAGCAUCAUAAAUGUAUUUUUAUAACAGUCCUGUAUGCGGCAAUGAUUUUUAUUUUAAAAGAAACCUUAUUUAAAUCAUUUUGAACUGCUGAGUAACCCUCCCAUCAGGCCUCCAUUUUCUUUCCUGCUGUCUAUUUUGAGAUUUACUUUGUCUCCUUCUCCCUUGCCGUACUUCCUGUGGCCACUGGAGGGUGGAUGGGGGCAUGCUUAGGAUGGGCCAAGAUGGCUGCCAUGCCAACCCCAAGGGAUACCGACUGGGGUCGGGUGGAUUCCUGGAGUUUUCAUCACAUGAUCACUCUUUCUGCCAAUGGCCUUCCAGCACAUACACUGGGGUGGGGAGGAGCCAACUAGGCAUCACUCUGUCACCCGAUUGGAUGACGCUAGGCUCUCAGGCGAGCCACCAUUUUCCCAUGGGAGGUUCCUCCACGGUGGCUGCCAACAUUGGGAUUCAUCUCCAGUUCCUGGAGCCUCCAGGAACGCUAUACCCUCUGUCCACAAUCUGACAUCCGCUGCAUGCCUCCAUGUGGGUGCUCUGUCAAAAUGGAGGUGUGUGGUGGGAAAACGAAACCCCGUCCUAAACAUCUGGGCAGCUCUCGUACCCAGUCACCAGCUGUUUGUCAGCAAAACUAUUUAAGGUGCUUGAUGUGUUUGGCUAAUAUGUUAAAAUGGAUUGAAGAUUGUCCUUGGAUAACUGUUCCUUGCUUUAAUUCUUUCACAGGAUGUGUGCAUCACCGACUAGGUUGCCCAACCCUAAUUGCCCCUUGAGAAGGUGGUGGUGAGCUACCUUCUUGAACCGCUACAGUCCUUGUGGUAUAGGGACACCCUUGGGGAGGGAGUUCCAGGAUUUUGACCCAGUGGCGUUGAAGGAACGGCGAUAUAUUUCCAAAUCGGGAUGGGGAAGUGGGACAUUCGCAGGGGGUGGUGUUCCCAUGUUUCUGCUGCCCUUGUCUGUCUAGAUGAUGGAAGUCAUGAGUUUUGAAGGUGGUGUCUGAGGAGAUGUGGUGAGAUGCUGCAGUGCAUCUUGUAGAUGGUACACACUGCUGCG
Chiloscyllium plagiosum (whitespotted bambooshark) is the source of this 3410-nucleotide messenger RNA. Lineage: Eukaryota; Metazoa; Chordata; Chondrichthyes; Orectolobiformes; Hemiscylliidae. The record is from RefSeq and is a predicted model, not a curated record.